UGGUGACAGAGAGUUUAUAGAUGUUCAUCAGAUGAGCUCGAGCUCCAGAGGCAUCAUCAAGAUUAACAACAUCACUUAUUAAUAUCUGAUACCUGUUCAAAAUUUUCAUCAAUAUGUGGGUUUUCAUCGUGUUUUUCACCAGUGUGGAAGUGUGUGGACAGGCUGAUGUUAUCACAACAGUUCGAGUGAAGGAGGGAGGUGUCCUAAAUCUACAUCCAGGAGUUGAUCUGAAGGGAGACUUUCAAAUACUGUGGUCUUAUGAAGGUGGCAAUCAAAGCAAUCGGGUCGCACAGAUAUAUCAAGGGAGAAUUUACACCCAUUAUGAUGAGAGAUUCGCCGGCAGAGUGCAGAUAGACCAAACGACUGGAGUUCUGACCAUCUCAAACAUCAGGAGCAACGAAACUGGACUUUUUGAAGCAUUCAUUGUUAUUAACAGACUGAUCUCAACGCGGCAGUUCAACAUUGAUGUAUAUGCACCAGUCUCGUCAGUUACUGUGCAACAAUCUACACUAAUAUACUCGGCUAAUGGUUCAGAGCAGGGUGCACCUCAGACGAGCAACACCAGCAGCACCAACCAGACCAGAGAGCUUUACCCUCCAAUACAAGACUGUGCAGAGCGUUGUGGCGUCACUGAGGCUCUGAUUCGACUGGUUUUGUCUGGUCUGGUGGGAAUCGCCACGGUUUUCUUUCUGGUCGAGAGUCUGAUGAUCUGUUCAUCUCAGAGAAUAGAUUCCUCUGUGUGAUCAGGAUACGUUCAUUAAAUGUCACACAGUACAUUUGUUUUAACAUUUCCAUGAGGAUAUUGCCAAUUGAUAUAAGCACCCUGCAUCUUGAAAAAAAAAAAUGCUGAUUUGGGAAAAAAAGGCCUAAUAUUACUUAAUUUGAUGAGUUUUGAGUUCAAAAAUAUCAAUCCACCACACAUACAUUUUAAUUUUAAUGAUAAAAAGAUGUAUUCAAAAUGCAUGAUUUACCUUACAAUCUGCAAAGAAUUGGAAAAAUAUGUUUAACUACUUAAAGUAGUUUAUAAACUAUAUUUAUAAAAAAUAAGCUUUUUCACAAUAUGUGUAUUUUUUGCUGUUAUCAGAAAACAACAGGAUCAUGUUUACAUUUCCUUCUGUCACUUCCCAUACUUCUAACUUUAAAAUCAUAUAAUUUCAUGCAUGUGAAAGUCAACUGAGAAUUGAACAGACAGUUUUAACCUGGCUCAGAGGAAGAGAGAAUCGUGUUUUUUUUUUUUUUUUUUUGCUGAUUAAGGGAUAAUACAAGACUUCUUUACAUUACAAAUGGUUGUCAAAAGCAAAAAUUAUAUGAAAUGCACAACAUAUUUUGUGAGAAAGUGAUGUGUUGGAGCAAAUUUUAGAUUCAGCACACCAAAAUAAGUAAAAAACAAGUAUUGGAUUUGAUUCAGCAAAUAUGACGCAGGGCAGUGUAAUAUAUUAUUGAAAGCACAGAGCCACAAUAGAGUAACAAUUAAUAUGAAAUCACACUUUAUAUAAGAUGUUGUUUCAGUGAAAGGUGUAGGCCUAUUUUUGUUUUUUUUUUUGCAGUAUACACACUCUCAGAAAAAGGUUGUCACUGGGGCAGUACUCUUUCAACAGGUACACCUUUGUUCCUAAAGAGUGCAUAUUAGUACCUCAAAAGGUACAUAUUUUUACCAAAAGUGUUUAUUAGAACAUUUUUAAUGGGUAGCAUCCCAGUGACAGCUUUUGUUCUUUUUUUCCCCUAUAGUGUACUUCAGUUAAAAUUAUCUGAAUUUUAUUGUCACAAAAAAACACUGAUUCUGAUCUUCUCUCCCUUUCUCUCAGGAAACCUCAGAUUGUAGCCUGCUAUUCUAAGUAGUAAACACAGUAAAACAGUAAAAAAUGAAACAAAAUAAAGGUAAAAAGGCACAGGUUUAUUGAAUAAUCUUAGUCGUAUAUUUUUCCCAGUCAUCUCUCUGACCAGCACAUAUUAAACAGCAAUACCAAAGCAAUAGCAAUGAAAAUUCUGCUUCACAACACAAAACGAUUUCCAGGUCCCAAGACAAACUUA
Messenger RNA from Megalobrama amblycephala (Wuchang bream), 2031 nucleotides. RefSeq lists its product as uncharacterized. The transcript has 5 exons. The record is from RefSeq and is a predicted model, not a curated record. Bases 114 to 743 code for a protein of 209 amino acids. NCBI's taxonomy places the organism in Eukaryota, Metazoa, Chordata, Actinopteri, Cypriniformes, Xenocyprididae.